AUGUCCACGGCUGUCUUCGCGGCGACCCCCACCCCCGCGCGCUUCGCGUCGUCGUCGCACGUCACCCGCCCCCGACCCAGGAUGGGAAAGGGCGGCAUCCAACCGCGCUCGCCGGGGAAGCGCGUCGGCGCGACGAGCGACGACAAUAAUUCCAACGACGCGAAUAAUGACAUCCCCGCGCCGUCGCCGUCGACGAACGUCGACGACAUCGCCGCCGCGCUCGGCGGCGCCGCGCCCGCGCGCGAGCGCGCGAUCGCGGGGAUUUGGAUCGGCGAGAGCUGGCCCGCCCCGGAGCUCCUCGCGAUCGACCCCUCGGUCCCGACGAACCCGAUCCGAUGGUCCCUCGCGCUCGACCCCGCGGCGUCGGCGCCGACGCCGUCCGCGUUCGGCGCCGGCACCUUCGACGACAGCGGCGACAUCCCGGGCGAGCCGGUGAUAUGGUUCACGCUGAGAGGCACCUUCGACGCGCUGACGCGCGCGGUGAAGCUGCGGAAGGUGUACGAGCGGCCGGUGCCGGAGAGCGAGGUGAAGUACGAGGGGCGGUUGCACGCGUUGAACGGGGCGCCGGAGAUCACGGGCGUGUGGCGGAAUUCGACGUCGGGGACGAACGGGACGUUCUCGUGCACGUUGCAGGAGAGCGGAAGAACGACGUGA
Molecule: messenger RNA, 654 nt
Organism: Micromonas pusilla CCMP1545
Lineage: Eukaryota; Viridiplantae; Chlorophyta; Mamiellophyceae; Mamiellales; Mamiellaceae
Exons: 1
Coding region: 1-654 (217 amino acids)
Source: RefSeq, a predicted model, not a curated record